Messenger RNA from Rhineura floridana, 6105 nucleotides. RefSeq names its product zinc finger protein 831 (gene ZNF831). The transcript has 6 exons. The coding region runs from base 231 to 5546 and encodes 1771 amino acids. NCBI's taxonomy places the organism in Eukaryota, Metazoa, Chordata, Lepidosauria, Squamata, Rhineuridae. The record is from RefSeq and is a predicted model, not a curated record.
AAUCACCCUCUUCUUUACUCCCCACCAAAAAGCCCACCGCCCACCACAAAACCUUCUAUGCAUCAGUCUUUUACACAUUUUGAAAAAGAAAGCCAGAAAAAUUGAAACGAAGACUCAGAAUCCUUUUUUUGUUCCAGCUCUUUCCCAGGGAAACCUGAAGCACACCUCUGGCCUAUGGACUUUGCCAUCUAAAGAUAACUGAACAUCAGUUGUUGGAGAACAUAAAAAGAAUGGAGGCACAGAGACUUCCUUGUCCUCCGGCCUCAUUAAAUGAUCAAUCAGUUCAGCUGUCUUGCCUUCAAGCCAUACCAACAGCAUCAAAUCUCUCACUGAGUCCAUUGAUUCUCCAGCCAGAACAAGCACUCUCCCAGACUAUAUAUCUGAAAGCCCUUACCAUACCACUUUAUCAUCCUAUCCAGUCAGAAUGCCGUCAGCCAAGCAACAAGCUACCCACAGGCCGAACCACUAUCAGCUUAGACAGCAGUAAUAUGCCUUUAAUUGUAAGCCCAGUUUUACAUUUGGAGGAGACAGAUCAACUUCAGGCAGUCAUUCAGAAACAACCUGGGACAAUAAAUAUAAUUAGUGGUUUAUCAGUUUUGCCACAAAACUCUUCUCCGUGUGCACCCCUUGGAAGCCCAGGGAAAUCCAAAAGUGCUGGGAAGUACCUCUGUAAACAUUGUGGGCGUGAUUGCCUAAAGCCAAGUGUUCUUGAGAAACAUAUGCGCUCACACACAGGUGAGAGGCCUUUUCCAUGUAUGACAUGUGGCAUUGCGUUUAAAACUCAAAGCAAUCUGUAUAAACAUAGAAGAACCCAAACACAUGUAAACAAUGCCAGGCAGCCCUCGGAGACUGACAGCAGUAGCACAUUAGAAGAGAAUGAGAAGGUGACUGAGAGCAUUGGAUCCCCCCAGAUAACAAAAGCCAAUGAUAGAAACUGUGACCUCCCAAGGACAGUGAUUAAACAAGCCAUUUCUGAGUCCAUUGAUGUAAUAACGGACAACUCCUAUCAGAAUGUUCUUGAGAAGGAGACCACAAAAGAUCCAUCAACUCCACUCCAAAGAAGGAAGAUCCAGGAGCAAAAGUCUCCAACAGUUAAUAAGCAUAGUCAGUUACAGAGGCAGCAAGCCACAUAUUCAGAGAAGCUGUGGGACAGUAGAUCGCCAGACUACAAGCUGAAGAAAUGUGAAAGCACUGACUCAGGAUAUCUGUCACGCUCUGAUAGUGUGGAACAGCAGAUGCUGUCCCCCAGCUCCCUGCACAGUCUUAGUGAACACAGCAUAGAGUCAGAAAGUGAUAUAGCCACUAGCAAUCUCAGGUGCACAGCAGGAAAUAGCUCAAAAGUAGAUUUGACUGAGAAAUCACCAGGAGCAGUAACAUUAGAGAAAAAGAAGUUGGAGGAACAUAUCUCAAAGCUAAUCUCUCAUAACAAAGCUGUGGUGGAUGACACCCAAUUGGACAAUGUUAGACCCAGGAAAACUGUCCUGUCCAAGCAGGGCAGUAUUGACUUGCCUAUGCCUUAUACAUACAAAGACUCUUUCCAUUUUGACAUACGGCCUGUUGAUAUAAACAGAAAAAAGAAUCUUUCUCUGUGCUCAGCCAAGUCUAUAUUCACACCUGUGGAAAAAUCCAAGCCAUUGCUGUUUCACUCUGUCCCCACUCAGUUCUCAACAACAAUUGAUUGUGUGCCUGUUACCAGAAGUAACUCUUUGCCUUUUGUUGAGAGUAGUAGGCGGAUGCAGACCGAACUGGAUAGUUCACAACUACCUUCUUUCACUAGAAUGUCCCCAAAUACAAGUUUUUCUGGUUUGUUGCGUAGCAACAACUUCGCUGCAAGUACAGCAGUUUUUCCUAACAGCCACCCCCGGGCACUGGUCAGGCAGGUGGCGGUAGAUGACCUGCCUUUAAGUAACGUGGUUGAAUCUUCAUUAUCUUCUGAAGAGAUGAAAGGCACUAAAAAGCCUGGAGCCAGAGGGGAAGGAGCAAACACAAAGUAUAAGAAACCUAGUCAAAGAAAAUUUAAAAUGUUCUCUCAAGAAAAAUGGCAGGUGUAUGGGGAUGAGACAUUCAAGAAAAUCUACCAGAAAAUGAAAAACAGUCAAACGGCCAAGAAACAAAAGGGAAACAAGGUAACAGAUUUUUCAAGUUUCCAUUUGGAUGCCAAGGAAACAACUAGUCAGGAGGGAAUUGCUCUGCCAAGAGAUGGCAGACUCUCCACAGUUAGGAAUCUAGUUUCAUCCCCAGUACCCAUUUCUGCAAAACUGAAUUCUGAAGAGUCAGAAGGCUGUUCCGUUGGUAGUCCUAUGUCGCAGUGUGUUUCCUCACAGGAGAGUUCAGGUAGCUUUGCAGAAUUAAUGGAAACAUGUUCAGUCAGUGAUUGUGAACACACUGUGAUGACUAAAACACUCCUUGAACGCAGAUGCAAAGAACUGUGUGUUUCAAAACAAGACUCAAGUGACAACAGUCAGGUCCAGCCGUUAAAUACCACUUGUGAAUUGAGGUUCCAACUACAGCAGCCUGCACUCCAAGAGACUGGUACCUCAUUAAACACUGCUAGCCUGCAUGAUAACAGCUUGGAGCAGACAGAUGCACAAGACUUUAUUAAAUGUGUGCCCCUGCUACAUGAGGAUAUUUUGACUAACCAAGAAGAGGAUGCCAGUGGGAAAGAAAGCUUAAAACUUGCAGAGGGGGGCUUACCAUCACAUCAGUGCAACAGCAGUGAGCCAGUGCAGGGACCUCAAAAGUUACCCUCAGAGAGAAAAAAGUUAAAAGUGGAUAAACUGAAGAGCAAGGAAAAUACAAACUUAAAAGUCAGUCUUGGUCUCAGUAGCUUAGCAGAGACAAUUGUGAAACCACUAGAUUGCUACAAACUUAUUGAUAUGGUUGCUCCAGUAUCAGUAAAGCACCCAGUUAAGGGAGAAAAACAGACAGUAAUGGCAGGAAAAAAUGCAUCAGGUAGCAGCAUGGAAUGUGAGGAAGCAAUCCAGCAUCCCAUAAUGAUUUCUGAUAAAAGGGAUGAUAUUGCUAAUCUUACUGAUUCUGCAGAUGUAUCAGCACGUUCAUUUUCUGAACAACCUAGGGCUGGGAUAAGAAAGGGAUACAUCUGUAAUUCAUAUGCUUUACAAAAGCUGACAAAAAAAUCAUGUCCCAUGAUAGCAGGGACAGAAAUGUCAUGUCAGUGUGGAAACAUGUCACCAUUGCCCACACAACACCUAGUAUGUGAUCAAGUAGCUCCACAUCUAGAGAAAAAUGAAUUUCUCCCAAAGUAUAUCCUAAAAUAUCCACAAGAAGGGAAUAGUACAGGUGUGCCAUUAAUUCUUGCAGGGGAGUCAAAUGAAAUGACCUGUAUUUCACUGCCAUGCACUUCGACUGACUCCCCUUCCCCUGCCAAUAACAAUGGAUCACUUGGAACCAAUUCUGCAGAUGUAUUUCUGUGCCCUUUGCAAUUGGAACUGAGUCAUCCAACCAGGACAAAAGAGCUAAAAUGGGAUGUGCGUACGACAUUGAAGUCUCUAGUAGUUUGUUCACCAGCUAUCUUAGAAACAACCAGCAUCACAGCCAGGAUAGACAGAAGAUGCUGUCUUCAGAGUGCCAAGCAAACGGAGAAGACGAAAGAUACGAGGAAAGGAGCCAAUAACAAAGACAAUUUAGGUGAUCAAAAGCCAGCACAGGAGGGGAGUGGACACACAAUUGUUUGUACAUCACACACACCAGGGAAGAAAAUAUGCUUUACAUCUAUGUAUACAGGAGGGUUUUUUAUAUCUUCGGACAUGACAGGGCAGAGUUCUGCCCUUCAGUUAAUACACUCAGGGAACAGUUCAGUUAUAUCGGUGUCUUCAUUGGUUGAAAGGGCAGUUUUGUGUGGAAGCACAGACAAGAAAAUCAAGGAGUGGCAAUCAGAUGUUAACCCUUUCCCAGGAUUUCAAGAUCUGCCCACCUGCUCAGUGGAUAAUUCCAGAUGCCUUUGUCAGUCCUCUGACAUGCUUUAUUGCCAUGUGCUCUGUACUCAGCAAAAGGAAAUCUGCUCUUUGUCCCAAUUAAGUGUAGUUUCUCCUGCAGGAGGCUUGAAAAUCCCAAACUUGGAUAUAUCCUUCCCAACUCUAAAUGCUGAGCCACAGUUGACUUGGUGUUGCUUAUCUAGAAACCUUCCUCUUCCUAUUGAGCAGAAGGAGAAGAAAGAUUCUGCUUAUUCUUCCCUGCAUACCUGCAAAAAUGAAAACAUUGUUUCAAAAUGUAGUCUCUCCUUUUGUAAAAUGAAAAAUACCAGGAAGGCUGCUAGCGAAGGCUUGGCAGCUGAGACCCCCAAAACACCAGCCUCCUGGUUUUCACAGAAGCAGCAGAUGGGGAAGCAGUACCUUUCAACAGCCAGAUUGGAUACACUGUUGAAAAAUAUUCCAGAGCAAGAAGAAGCAAAAGAAAAACUUAACAAAGUGAGAGGAUUCGCAACAAACAAAGCGAAGAGAAGCCGUAAAAGGAAAAAGAUGAAGAUCAGCCAAAAACACUAUAAAGGGAGUUAUGGGCACAGACUCAUUCUAUUGAAAACCAGCAGGAUGGGCAAGCAACACUGGCCAACGAGUAGAGCCUUGGAGACUCCAAAAACGCGUCCCCAUUCCCACACAUCUGACAGCCAUGACCCUUGUGGAAAAUGCCUUUGUCUUUCAACAGCCUCUCAAGGGAAUGACCAAGAUCUGCCACAGGAGACAGCUUAUACUCCAACUGAUCAAGCAGCUUCCUCUGUGAAAAAUAAGCAGAUGAAAGAAGAGAUUCCUGGGUCCAUUAAGCAACACUCAAGUGGUAGCCUCUCUUUUAAUGUAAUUGCUACAGUUCCAGAUGUUCCAACAGCAUCAUAUUCCUGUCCAUUGGCUACUGAUGCACUGGUGGAAAAAGCAAGCACCUUCGAUGUUACAUCCUUAGGAAUACUUCAGAAAGAGCCACAGCCAGAUGUUAAUUCUGACCAUCACUGGUCUUCUACUGGGCAUUGUAACUUUGAAUUCACAGUUUCAGGCAAGAGCAAUUCACGUGACAUUGUUGAUUCAAAGGUUACUAGUCCUAUUUUUGUAGGAUCAGAAGUAGACUGCAAUAGCAUAGAAGUGAAGCAUCAAAAUGUCUUAGAGACAUCUGUUCACACCACAGGAAGAAAAGAAAAAUCCACACACGGGGAUUUGUAUUCAUCUUUAAAAGAGCAACUCGCACCCACCUUCGAAACUCAGUGUCCUGUUUUGCUCAGAUCGAAGCUGCUUCCUGAUAUGUCAGUUUCAAAUAACCCUUUACAUGGUUCAAAGCAUGUGCAGGAGACAAACGACUCUUCUGGCCACCUUAGAUGUACAGAUAAGAACGUCCACUCAGUGAAACCAGAUGAUAAUCAAGGAAAGCUUUGUAAACCUGGAUUUCCUGCUUUUAAAAAACCCUCUGCUUUCAUUGCUAGCUCUGGAACAGUCUCCAACUCUUACAAAAAGCUAAGUGUGGAAGUGAUAAACAAGCAAGCACAUGUGGAAUAUGAUGACACAAGCAGCAGUGAUGAUGAAGACAGGCUGAUUAUAGAAAUAUAGUGAAUAGUCCCUCUAUGGUUGAAGAUUUAACAUAUAGGGCGGGGGGGGGAACCCUUUCUCAGCCCAACGGCUGCAUCCCUGUUGGGCAACCUUCUAAGGGCCACAUCUGCAUCCACACAUCUCUCACUGCUAGCAAGAGGCAUUAUCAAGCGCACAUUCUGUCCUGGCAAAAGCACUUGAGGAGGCUAUGGAAUAGGGCUGGUGCUGGGUACAGCUUGGGAAGUCCUAACUGGUCUAAUAGGGGCACGGUCAUUAGGAAGUGCUGUUUGUUAUGUGCCUUCAAGUUGAUUUCAACUUAUGGCGACCCUAUGAAUCAGUGACCUCCAAUAGCAUCUGUCAUGAACCACCCUGUUCAGAUCUUGUAAGUUCAGGUCUGUGGCUUCCUUUAUGGAAUCAAUCCAUCUCUUGUUUGACCUUCCUCUUUUUCUACUCCCUUCUGUUUUUCCCAGCAUUAUUGUCUUUUCUAGUGAAUCAUGUCUUCUCAUUAUGUGUCCAAAGUAUGAUAACCUCAAUUUCAUCAUUUUGGCUUCUAAUGAUAGUUCUGCUUUAAUUUGUUCUA